GUAUGCCUUCUGUCCUGCCACCGAUGAUCACAUGUUCCAUGAGAGCUCCUAUUGAAUGCCUGCCCGUAGAGCUGGUCGACCUUAUCGUUACUAAUUUCUCUCUGGCAGACUACCAGAAUGUUCGUCUUGCCUCAAAACAGCUUAUAUACCUGACACUGUCAUCCUUUCGUGAUCGCUACUUUACACGCCGCACUACCACUCUAGCAUCCUCGUCGCUGGACCGCUUGAUCAGGGUUUCAGCAUGUCGUCACCUAGCUGACGCAGUCCUUUAUCUGGAUGUCAAACUCCUUAAUCGCGCCGACUAUGAAAAUCUGCUGCAAAUUAGCCGCGUGGGUAUAUAUCCUCCACCUAAGCGAUUUGCACGGGUUCCGCAAGUCAAAGCCGAUGAGAUUAGCCAGGAAGCCCGAUUAUUUGAGUACAUGCGGCGCGAUGAGGACCCGAAAAUUGUCAUCGACAAGCUCGCACGCGCGCUCCGCCGCCUGCGUCAUCUUGAAUCUGUCCGUAUGAGAGUGAAUGGAACUACUGUCGCCAGCGUACCGAGUGAAGUGUAUGAUGAUCACGCUUUCUUGGCUUCGUCCUUCACAGCUAUCGUGGGCGCAUUGUCAAAAAGCGAGUUAAAGAUCAAAGAGCUUUAUACUAUAAAGGGUACAAGCAUUCGUGCGACCACGAAGUCAGCAAACUUGAGCUAUAGGGCAUUCGCCUUGCCUUCCUACGUCUCUUCAUCGUUGACGCAAGCUUUUUGUUCGUUGCGAACACUUGGACUGUCACUCUGCACCGACUAUAUGGAUUCCCGUGUGCCUGGUUGGGAGAAAAGCAUAUGCAGUUUUAUUGGAUCCGCCUCCGCCCUGGAAGAGCUGGUGCUUUGCACGCAGUUGAAUUAUGGGCUACCUCAGUGGAGAGUUGCUGUCAUCCACGCGUUGGCACGCUCCGUGCGUCUACGUGCUCUCACAACACUUCAGAUACAUGGGUUUCAUGUUACCAUGUCUGACAUGAGGGAAUUUAUACGCGCACACUCAUCAACCCUUCGUAAACUUACCAUUCGCAAGUGCCAUAUGCUAGAGGAUACAUGGAAAUCACUAUUGGCCUCGUUUCAGGGAUUGGACCUAGAGUAUAUGCGUCUCGUCAAACUUCAGCAGCAAUCAAUCCCGAAACAUAUGUAUUGGAUGCCUCCCACAGGAGAAAAAAAGAAUAAAAUUGUCUUGGAUAUCAGGGGAAAAUUGCCGACCAAGCGGAUGGAUGAAAUGCUAGCAGAUGCCAUCGAGACUCUUGUUUCCUCUGUGCCUUUGCACGAAGCUUUGGAUUCCUAGGAUCCCCAACUACUCAAAUUUGUCUAUCCGUCCUCUU
Messenger RNA from Periconia digitata, 1344 nucleotides. NCBI's taxonomy places the organism in Eukaryota, Fungi, Ascomycota, Dothideomycetes, Pleosporales, Periconiaceae. The record is from the annotation of a GenBank genome assembly.